UAGCAGAGUUGUGUGUUGUACGAGGAGUCCCUGAAGGCAGCACUAAAGUUACGGUCAUUGAAAGGAGAAGUCCCGACUAUAGAAAGAAAGAAAGAGAAAGAAAGAGGUGGGGAACAGUUAGAUGAGCCGAGCGGAGGAGGGACUACAAACGAUACAAGACAAGUUAGUCUAAAAAUCCCUCACUGUCGCAGUCUUCGUCCCUCAUCGCAGGAUUUAAGAGACCUCAUCUGAAAGGUAAGCCUCAAAACUCUAAACAGCACCUUUAUCUUUGUUAUGUUGACCGUUAAUCGUUUGGAAAGUUAACGGUUUGUCCUCGUUCACAAACAGGUUUUCCCCCUCAACACUAAACAAGGAAACGUUUCUGUAACUUCUACCUAUCUGCUUCUGUUUAUCUUAGACUAAUAUAAUUGACACAAACUUAACAAAUUCAAUAAAAGGACAUGCUCCGUGUCGAUGUAAUUCGUCCGCUCACAAAGCUGGCGUUGUCGCUGGCUGUGAUUAGCGGUUCGGGGCUGGGCUGGAUGGGCUCUGUCUCCUCUUCAGAACGGUGUUUUUUGAUGCCUUCACGGUCUUAAAAACGUGUUGAGUAGGCCUCUGUAUACCUUAAUAACUUACAACUGAAACUUCUCAUUGAAUGGUAACUAUAAACAGAUUUUCACUUGACUUAUACUGCUUUUGAAAAUGUCUCUAAAUUAGAUUUAUUCUGUAAUUGUGUUGGAAAUGUGCGUCAUUGUCUGGACUCUAAUUAACUCCCACGAACAAUAGGGACAUGCGUGGAGCUACUUUUUCAUUAAUAGACAAUAUGUUGACUUGGCUUGGCUUUCCAAGCUCCACCGAAAAAUGACUCACAUCCUCCAAGGGGGGGUUUCUGCAGAAGUUGGGAUCCAGCUGAUGUCAUGCUGAUGUAACUUACUGGAUAAAAGUAUUUUCUUGUACUUUUCUGAUCCAGGAAACUGAUCAGCAGCAGCAGCAGACAUGGGUGGUGUUGAGGGGGGCAUGAAAUGUGUGAAGUUCCUGCUUUUCUUUUUCAACUUCAUCUUCUGGGUAAGUAGCAGCUAAAAUCACCUUUUAAGUGUUUCUUAUACAAAAAAAUGUAAGAUGUUUUAUAAUGCAAAGUCAAUGAGGUUUGUGGUGGUACAACAUGAAAGCUAUCAGGAAAUAAAGCCAGGUUUUGUUGUCCUUUUUCAAGUGUAAUUGUGUUGGAUCAGCUGAUCUUUUUUUUAAAGCUAGACUAGUUUUGUGACAUUUUUGCCAGCCACAUGACUUUGACCAUGAACUCUGGUUUGUGAGGUUAACACAGUUAAAUCAGCAGAUGAGCAAUUACACGCCUACGCAUGUCCUUUCUUGGACACUGAGAUCAUCUUGCAUGUGUGCUCAAAGUCAAAUACAAAAAAAAAUGGAUGAAACAUGAGGAUAUUUAUCUCACAUGUCCUGGGUUAACCUGAACAUUUCCUGAGUGUCAUGGUUUGCAGCCACUCUGUUGUGUGUGUUUGAGCCGUCGAGCGUGAGGUGUUGAUGUCUGAGCGAGAAUCUUAUGACCAGAUUUUGAAGCGUAACAUAUGACUCGACCAGAUCGUAAUGUUCUCUUUUAUUCCGUUGGUUUCUUUCCUGACACAAUGCCAGAUGAAGCUUUGGACACAGGACAUAGACGUAGGGGGUUUGUGCAGAAAAGUCUGUGCUACUGAGAACAAACCUGAUAAUAAUCAGGGAAGUAAAGAAAAAGGAAGAAUUACUGACCACCCUGACAAGUGCACAUUUCAUGGUCUGCAGCUCUAAAUAUGAUUGAUGCCACCUCUUUGUGUACGGCAUAUAUAAGCUUUUAUGAGAUAAUAAAAUAUCAUGUCAGUUUAAUGUAGACAGUGAGUUUGGAAACUGAUACCUACUUUGAAGAAGUGAGAAAGUUUCGAUGUACUUUCCCAACUUUGAAAGAAGAUCUUAUGUAAUAACAGAAGACAAACAAUAUUCAAGAUUAAAGCUUGAAAUAACAUAAAAUAUCUAUCUAUCUAUCUAUCUAUCUAUCUAUCUAUCUAUCUAUCUAUCUAUCUAUCUAUCUAUCUAUCUAUCUAUCUAUCUAUCGUUUGUAACCUCUAUUCCUGUUAUCUUCUCACAAAAGCUUUAGAGUAAUGUUUAAAGUGUCCAAUAAAUGUCCUACAAAUUUGACACUAAAGCGACAUUUACAUCAUUAUCAUGGCUGUCUUCUCUUCGAGUAGACUUCCUGUGGUCAGAGCUGUACGUGAGAAACAGAUCUGUGACAAACUGUCAUUGAUCACAGGAUAAUUAAUCACCAGCUGUUUUGAAAGAAAUAAAAAUGAUUCAUUGGUUUCUACAGCAGAGAAGGAAGUUUGAUUUCUUUAACUAAUUUUUGGGUUUUGAGAAAAGCAAGACAUUUGAGCACUGCUCUUGGGUGUAUUUUUCAUUCCUGGCAUGUUCAGACGAAAACAGAAGUAUGACGCUCUCAUAAUGGUUCUUUGUUAUUGAAAAUAGAAAAAAUCUUUUGUAGAGAAUCCAGUCAUUAGUUGGCAGCCCUCACACUCUCUUUAUAUACAUCAGAUUAUCUUGGUAAUAGAAAUUUCAACAAUGGAGCUCUCUGUGACUCAGACAGGUUAUGGUUAAAAUAGAUUGUAAGGGCUCACUGACAGAUCUAUGAUGUGAUUUCAUUUUUUCCUGAUAUAUUAUUGUAUCACUGUUAAAACCAUUUGGUUAUGUAAUAAGCCACCUAUUUAUUUAUAGCCCUGACUAACUGUAAUUGUCCCAUUAUUAUGAAUAAUUCAGAUAUAGACCCACAAGGAAGGGGAUUGGAGGGGUUAAGGAAACCGCCCAUUUAUAGGUGAAGGUUGUUAUUCUGUUUUCCUCUCUGUCAUAAUUAUAAUAGCAUGGCUGUUUGAACUCUUAGUGACCAAAAUGAUCAGAUGUAGUGUUAUGAUGUACGCCUGUAACUUUGUUAGUCACAGCCCUGUUAUAAAUGUCUGACAUGUAGUCCAAAGAUGAGCUUUGUUUGCAUUCAAUUUCAGCAGAAAUGUAAUAUUCGAGUGUGUUAUAGUUCCAGACUGGUAGUUCUCUGUUUCCUGCUUCACGUUGAUAAAAAAAGUAGGUCAACUAAAGGUUAAAAAGAUGUAACUUUUAUUCUUAUUGUCCUUUUUUAUGAUGUGCUCCUCUGGGAUUGAUUGAUGCGAUCUGUCGUCACUGUUUACCCGCUCUCUUCACUCCUUUUUGUUUUCUUAAGUCAAUCAUUAACCACCUGUUUGGCCCAUACUCAAAUAUUGACACUGGUGGUGCCGGCAUGGAGAGGUUUUCAGCUGCAGCCUGGGCUUCAGUGGAUACAAACAAGGAGUGGGCUGAUUGUGGAGCAGCUGACAGUGAGGCUGCAGGCUUUUGUGUGGAGCACUUUCCUAAAUUUGGCUUAAAAUUUUAAAUGAGAACAGUAAGAAGCGCUCGGACCAGUUUUUUUUGUCAGGAAGCUGUUGUUACCUGAGGGUUUGUUUGCAGCGACUUCAUUGUUCUGCUUUAUAAUUGAUAUGUUGAAAAAAAACAACAGUUACGGAUUAGUAACUCGCAGCAUUGGCUGUUUUAAGGAACAUAAAGCGAGGGUCACAUUUGACUUGUCACUGUGGUGCAUAUAUGUCAAGCCUGAGUUGGGUUAAAGUCACGCUCUCACUUCCUGUUUGUGUGGGUUUUUUUGCAAGGUGACGCAGAUCAAAGAAGUGAUACAAAACCAAAACUUCACGCAUGUUUUUUCUCUCUGUCAUGAUCUGGUAUGAAGUUGUACCCUUUGUUUGCUUAUCUAUCAAUCUAGAAUUUUAAUCUGCAACAAUUUCAAUGCUCAACUUAAUACUUUUAAGUUGUUUUUAAAGCAAACCUUACUAGAAAUAGCAAUUCCAGCUCUUAAAAUGUAAAUAUGUGCUGGUUUGUAAAAAAAAAAAACAAGGUGUUAAACUUAUAGUCAAAUAAAAAGGAAGUCAAUUUAGGUUGUGGGACAUGGUGUACCUGGUAUUUUUGAGACAUUUAACACCCCAAGCAAUCAUAUUUACAGUUAUAAUUUCAUAGUAAAAGACAUAUCUCUUUAUUUUGUUAUCAGUGCAAGUGAAGUCAUAGUCACACGAUAGGGGAAGAUAGGGGUUUUCCAGAGAAGUAAAUCUUGACAUGUUCAUCAUAGUAAGCACCCCGGGGCGUCCAAAAUAGUCCUGGUCUAUUAAAUCCAGCUCUGAUUGUUCUGUCCUCAUCAUAAGCUCUUCUCUCUAAAGCACCGUCAAAAUAAAAGUCUAUUCAGCUGACUGUGAUGUUUGCUUUAGAGCUUGUUGAUCCCUGCAGAUCAUGGUCAAACACUUCACCCAAGCCGAGUGUUUGCAGAAGAUCUAAUGAAAUACUCUACGCCCCACCCAGAACAAUGACACAAGACUGUCACAUUUUAUCAUCUGAUCAUUUUACAGUGGAACACAGGAACUGACAACUGUCACGGCUUUUGGCCGUCUAUUUAGCAUAACUGCGUUAUCAUUUUGUUGCACAAUGUGUGAGUGGAAGAAAAGAAAUGUUUAAAGUUUUUCCUCUGGUGAAACGCCGUCACUGGAAGACUCGUGUUAUUAGUUAGAAACGAUAAUGGUAGUACCAGACUUGGGAGGCCUGAUGCUGAUUUUGUCAAGAAAAAAUUGUGGUGUAAAGUGAAUAUAUCUUUAUUUGUACUGAUUAACAGUUUUUAUUGUGGUUUAAUUGGCUUCACUGAAGGGGUGGGAGAAAAAAUCGAUACAGCAUAGUCUCGUGAUAAUUUGUCUGGUGAUAUAUCGUAUUGUUUCAUUGACCAAAUAUUGAUUUUUUUCAAAUUUAUUGUUGAUAUGAGGUCAAAUCAGUGAUAAUGGAAAAAUAAAAUCACCUGUUUGUCCGGUGAGGUUGGCAGAGGUGACGUUAUAGAGCAGAAGAAAAUUAGUGCAACAAAUAUAUAGAAUGUUUGCAAGAUGUGCUACAUGAGAAUAAAAUACAAAGAAAAACAAAAUGCUAUAUUAGCUAAACAAUUGAAAAAAUAGUAUAGAUCGCAAUGUUGUUGUAUCGUGGCUCAAGAAUCGUGAUAAUAUCGUAUCGUGGGGCCACUAGUGAUUCCCACCUCUACUUCAUUGUGGUUUAAUCUUGACUGAUGUUUUACUGAGCACGACCCAGAUCAGCAUUAAGUCUCUAAAAAUGCAGGUCCAGAUGUUACCGGUCUUAAUUCUGGUCUCACUUCCCCUUUACUGUCACUCAUCCGGGAAAUAUUUUUGCAUUUCAAAAUCAUUCAUCAUUCAAAAUAAUCCCCCCUCACCUUUGAGUAGAAAGCCUUUUCUCUGCCUUGGCUGAAUAAGGAAUUAGAGAUUUUUAAGGGGCAAAAAAAGACAAAUCAAAUAUUUCCUUUACUGUUCCUAGUAAACACCUACUGUACUCGAGUAAAGUCAAAGAAGUACAGAAAUCCACUUUUCACAACUCAUUGCUAAUCACAGUCGUAAUCCUGUUUAAAUCGGUCAAAUCUGGAAUUGGCACCCCACAUAGUCAGCCUGUUAAUCCUCACCAGAGAAAUGUUUCAACUUUUAAACUUCUAACCCAAAUCCAACAAACCCAAGGAGAUUUCUCAACAAUUUAGCUCAAAGUUCAGGAAGUUUUAUCUUGACUUUUGUCCUCCCUUAACUCUAAACCAUUUCAUCGAAAUCUCCCUGGCAACUCUGGAACACACGGACGCUCGUCCUAAAUCAUCCACCUGCCAGUCAGAUUGUUUACCUACCUGGUUUAAACAGCUGUGUUUCAGACAGCUGGUCCUCUAUGGAAAUUAUACCUCCGCUACCACCCUGAGCUAACUCCGCUCUCUCCCCCCUGCAGUUAUGUGGCCUUGCGUUGGUUGUCGUGGGAAUCCUGGGCCAAGUGGCUUUGCACAACACCAUCGAGAUUAAGAAUGUGUCAGCUUCAGGAGCUCCCAUUGUCAUCAUUGGGGUCGGUGUGGUGAUUUUCCUCAUCGCCUUCUUUGGCUGCUGCGGAGCCUGGAAGGAGAACUACUGCAUGGUGACAACGGUAACUUAUUAAGUAAUGUCUUAUUAAAGGUGUAAGAACAGAAAAGCCACACUAAUGUCUUUAUGUUAUCAAGUUUAAUGUCAGUAAAUGUCAAUUAAAAGCGCACAUUUUUAUCUUUAUUUCUUCAGUUUGCCGUUCUUCUGUCCCUGAUCAUCAUCGUUGAGAUUGGAGCUGCCAUCGCUGGAUACAUCUUCAGAGGCAAAGUGAGUAUCUUAUCAUUUCACUGUUUUGUUUGUUAUUUGUGAUCCUACUGGAAGUUCAACAUUUCCUUGUUGUGUCUCCCUUCCAGAUCUCAUCGGUGGUCCAGGACAGUCUUGUUGAAAUGAUCUCCAAGUACAACAGUACAGAACACUUUAGAGAUUCGGUGGAUAAACUGCAGAAGGAUGUGAGUUUAGUAUCAAGUCUCGCUCUCUGUGUUUACUUUACUCUGACAACACCUUCAUAUAACACUGCUGCAUCCUGUUGGUCCGAGCUGCAUGACCUGACAAUGUUUUUCUUUUGAGCCACCUGUUGACACAAGCUAUAUUCCACUACACACAGGUUAUCCCACUACUGUAUGGUUGGCACGUCCAUAUUAAUUGGUUUUCCUCUGACUUGUUUGCCCUUCCAGUUGAAAUGCUGUGGCGUGAACAGUUCUGCUGACUGGAAGAACUACCGACCUGACAGAGAGUCUGUGCCUGACUCAUGCUGCGUGAAUUUCACCAAAGGGUGUGGAGAUGGAGCCUUGAAAGACCCUUCCAAACUGUUCAAGGAGGUAAACUGCUGUGGUUGAUUUCAGUAAACAUAGGAUUAAGAUAGAAUUAAAACCCGUAUGAUUUCAAAACUUGGGGAUUUGGCGGGUCCCAUGGUUGCUGGUAGCAACUGCAAGUGUGAUUAAAGGUUACAGCAAACAGUCAUUUGGCAGCUCCUCUAUCAAAGACUCAUACAGUGACGUUGGCUGGAGUGAAGUCAACCCACACAAGCAUCAGAAAGACGCCUAACUGUAUGUGUUAGCUUGUCCCAUGCAUGCGUAAGAGCAUGUGUCACAGGGAAACACCUUCACAGUCCACACGAAGAGUUUUUACAGUACACCACACAGAUGUUAGUGGACAAAAAUCUGCAAACAUCAGCUUUACUGUUCACUAAUAUAAAGAUACACUCACCUGCCACUUUAUUAGAUACACCUGUUCAAUUGCUCUUUAACACAAAUAGCUAAUCAGCCAAUCACGUGGCAGCAUCUCAAGCCAUUUAGGCAUGGAGAUGUGGGAAUAAACAGGGAUUCAAGUGACUUUGAACGUGGCAUAACCAGUAAAAUGGUCCUCUAAUGGACUUAAAAUUGUUAUGAAAUGUAUUCAAACAUCAAUAUUUGAAGAGUUCACAUUAAAAAUUCAAACUCUCUCUAAAAUUGCUCAUCUGAAGCUCCUCAUUAGCUUAAUAAUUCAUCAAAACAGGAGGCAGAUGGAUGAUUUAUUAUUUAAUCAUUUGUUUGCACAGAUCUUGGCCAUGUACGUUUCGGUCCCUACAUACACAAAUUGCUAUUUCUGUGCUUUUGCCUAUUAUGUACCAUAUUCUCUGUGAAUAAUCAGCACACAAACCUGGUGUUACAGAAAUAUCAAUACUCACCUAAUAUCUAUCCUGGUUAAUUUAACAGCCGAUUUUUAGCAUGGAGUGUAAAAGGCGGGGUACUGUGCCAAAAUUAUGGAGAAUCGUGCUCCCCCGUCUCCUACAGCAGCCGGUUUAAUCCAACAAGUAUUAACAGUGAAAAACAACAAGUAAAUUCAAGAUGAUUCAUGACAUUAAAACUUAAAUACAGUUCAAAGUAAAGAGUCACACUUAUGAAAAAGAAAUUGCUGCUCACUGAAAAGUAAACAGUCAGUGGAAACUGGUCUCACUUGGGAUUAUGUUACUCUUUGCCAAACAGGUGUGUAAAGUUGUGUGAGUCUUAACAAAUACGUGUGACCCUAACAAGAAUAUCUGACCCCAAACAUUUAACUAACAAAAAAGGAUAUAUCUGUUCAUUCAAAUGUGAUAUGACUCAUAAGGUGAAGUUGUCUUUUUGUGAUAUGCGCUAAAUUCAGGGUUACCAUUUCAGUGCUACUUCCUGGGAUUAUACAAAAGCCAAAUAAAGGAACUGGUGUAGAUGUCCCGUAUGUAAAGAAAAGUAGGUUUAUUAUUGGAUUUAUUGUCCAUAAAGCAUUUGGGCUUAUUGAACUUUGAAUUAUUGAGGAAGUUAAGUCAAGGUCAACAAAAUGUGAUUGUUAAUGUUUUACCAGCGGGUUUCUGUAACAUAUUUAGAUCAGCUCUAACUCUUCCUCUCCUGUACAGGGCUGUCAUGAUGCUGUGGAGGCUAACCUGAAGAAAAACAUCCAGUGGGUCAUCGUUGCAGCUCUUAUUAUUGCUUUCCUGCAGGUAUGAAGCGUCUUUGAAUAUGCAGCAUCACUAUACUUUAACUAAACCCACCUGAAUGUUUGACUGAUUUUAGUGUUUAAUAUCCUCUCCCUCUUCUGCUCUUUCCUUUCAGAUAAUGGGCAUCGUGUUCGCCUGCUUGUUGAUGAGAGGCAUCCGCAGUGGCUACGAAGUCAUGUGAUCCAGGCUUUCAGCAAAUUUCGAGGAGCUCCAUUUAAAGGGCCUUUUGUAUGUUAAAACUUAAAAUACCAGGCACAGAACAAUUUAUUUUCCUGCAAAUUGGUUUGGAUUAUAUUUUCAUAGGUUACAAAUAUCCCAGCUUUUAUACUCUAUGUGAUUAGAACUUAAAUGAUAGAAACCAUUAACGGUCAGUAGAAGUUCGUCGAUGUAAAUUGUUGGUUUUCUAACUUCUUUCACUUUGCUUGGUAUCUGUUUUGGUGCAGUUUUUACAUUUUUCUGGUUAUGAGUUCCUGUUUUUAUUAAGACACUUUAAAUUAUGUUGCUUUUGCUUGAAGAUUAAAGGAAAGAGGCGAAACAAACGGAUCAUAAAGGGUUUUUAAUUCAGACACGGCUCUAUUACAAUGUUUAUCAUAUUGGCACAGCAACACAACAUUUUAACCUGUAGAGGAAAAAAAAAUGCUUUACAAUAAAUCAUAAACAGAACAGAAUUUAUGUUUCUGAUGUAUUGUGCCCUUCAUGCAAAAGGCACACAAAGAAAUGACACUUCCUAUUUUACACUUUACAACACCAAACGCGGGUGAAGGGGAUGUGCAGUUCCUGUAAGCCCUAACUGAGACGUGUGCAGAUGUUUUUCAAACAAAUUUGUGCUGGAGUGAAAGCGACCGCAAAGUCGACCACGUCUCAAACCUCCAAAGAAAGAAACAAAUCAAGUAAACAUUAAAGUGCCAUCACGACUCUGUUCAGACAGCCUGUCAGUACUGAGCUGCACAACAAGAGGAUUUUAAUCUACCACAACAUAUUCAGCUCAGACGUCUUUGCAAUUAAGCAACAAUUUGGCUUUUUUUUUCUCUUUUUAGACUCUUUUAAAGGUGCAUUUGUUAAAUCUAAUGACUUCUUUCACAUCAACCACUUCAACAUAUUUGACAAAAAAAAAAAAAAGCAUUUCCUUCCCCGCAACAAAAUUCGGCUUUUAUAGAAUAACUAUAUCAUGACCUGCAUACUUCAAUAUAACAAGCAAAGCACAAAGUGAGGUAAAUGUUUGAGGAGAGAGUUGAACUUUGAUAUGAUAAAACAUGUAAAAAAAAAGGAUUGUUAACAUGCUCACAUAAAAGCUCUUUUACCUGUGUUUCUAUGAAAGGAAUGUGUCUGAAUAGGUUUAGCUUUGUACAGCAGGAAAUGUGCUGCUGAAAUUCUACUAAACAGGAUCCUCUUUGUUUCCCUGCUUUGCUCUGUAGCUGUGUAAUAAUAUGUUAAGAGUAAACAAUGACCAGUCUGUGCUGUACAGACAAGCUUGAGAUAACUGGUAAUCAUGUCAUUACCGUAACAUCACCACUUAUUAUAGUUCAGUGCAUUUUAAUGUUAAGUCCCUUGUGAGUGCCUGAAUGAGAACUCUUUCACUUUUUAAGUCAAAAUAAAUCUCUCUUAACGUGCUUUUUUACAAA
Xyrichtys novacula (pearly razorfish) is the source of this 10028-nucleotide messenger RNA. The record is from the annotation of a GenBank genome assembly. Lineage: Eukaryota; Metazoa; Chordata; Actinopteri; Labriformes; Labridae.